Messenger RNA from Scomber scombrus (Atlantic mackerel), 2026 nucleotides. It is a transcript of the gene supt5h, whose product is annotated as SPT5 homolog, DSIF elongation factor subunit. The coding region runs from base 137 to 1495 and encodes 452 amino acids. Lineage: Eukaryota; Metazoa; Chordata; Actinopteri; Scombriformes; Scombridae. Gene Ontology annotation, biological process: transcription elongation by RNA polymerase II; regulation of DNA-templated transcription elongation; regulation of transcription by RNA polymerase II. Gene Ontology annotation, cellular component: DSIF complex. Gene Ontology annotation, molecular function: mRNA binding; protein binding. The record is from RefSeq and is a predicted model, not a curated record. The transcript has 14 exons.
CGCAUGUUAUCCGAGAAGACGUUGGAGCCAUCACAGCAACAGAAAUACAGAAAAGCUGAUUUAUUUCCUUUUAUCUCACAGCCAGAGAGAAACAAACAGCAGCGGGAGAUACAAGCAGGGUGUUUAGAGCUUCAGGAUGUCUGACAGCGACGACAGCGACUUUUCCGACAACCAGAGCGAUCGGAGCAGCGACGGAGAGGCGGAGGAGGUGGAGGAGAAUGAGGAGGAGACGAACAGCCCCGUGGGAAGUGACAAGGUAGCAGAGGAGGAGGGUGAGGACCUGGAGGAUGAGGAGGAGUACGACGAAGAGGAGGAGGAGGACGAUGACGACCGUCCCAGGAAGAAGCCGAGACACGGCGGGUUCAUCCUGGACGAAGCCGAUGUGGACGACGAGUACGAGGAUGAGGAAGAUCAGUGGGAGGAAGGAGCAGAGGACAUUCUGGAGAAAGAAGAAGCUGAAGUGUCGAACAUCGAUCACGUGGUUCUGGAUGAAGAUCAUUCUGGAUCCAGACGGCUGCAGAAUCUCUGGAGAGACUCCAGAGAGGAAGCGCUGGGUGAAUACUACAUGCGGAAAUUUGCCAAAUCCUCCGGGGGCGAGCAUGUUGUUUUUGAACUUUCAGCAGCAGGAAAUCGAACGCCUCACUACGGCUCUCAAACCCCGCUGCAUGAUGGGAGCAGGACGCCCGGUCAGAGCGGAGCCUGGGACCCCCAUAACCCCAACACACCCUCCAGGAAUGACGAGGAGUACGACUUCGGCUACGAUGACGAGCCGUCUCCGUCCCCUCAGGGCUACGGCGGGACCCCCAACCCCCAAACCCCCGGUUACCCCGAGGUCCCCUCUCCUCAGGUUAACCCUCAGUACAACCCUCAGACUCCUGGCACGCCUGCUAUGUACAACACAGAGCAGUACUCUCCCUACGCCGCCCCGUCCCCUCAGGGCUCCUACCAGCCGAGCCCCAGUCCUCAGAGCUACCACCAGGUGGCGCCGUCACCGGUCGGCUACCAAAACACACACUCUCCAGCCAGCUACCAUCCGACUCCUUCCCCCAUGGCUUACCAGGCGAGUCCCAGCCCCAGUCCGGUGGGCUACAGCCCCAUGACGCCUGGAGCGCCCUCUCCUGGAGGAUACAACCCUCACACCCCCGGGUCCAACAUCGAGCAGGGCGGCAGUGACUGGGUCACCACAGACAUCCUGGUCAAGGUCAAAGACUCAUUCAUGGAUCUGAUGGGACAGACGGGCGUCAUCAGGAGCGUCACGGGAGGCAUGUGUUCUGUGUUCAUGCAGGAGUCGGAGAAGGUUGUCAGUAUCAGCAGUGAUCACCUGGAGCCUGUUACUCCCACCAAAAACAACAAGGUGAAGGUGAUUCUCGGCGAGGACCGUGAGGCGACGGGGAUCCUGCUGAGUAUCGACGGAGACGACGGCAUCGUGCGCAUGGAGCUCGACGACCAGCUGAAGAUCCUCAACCUGCGGUUCCUGGGACGCCUGGAGCACUGAGAGCGGACGGAGACGAUGGAGACGGACGGAGCGGAGGGAGAGAAACACGGACACAACGCCAGUCAUUUUGAUUUAUUACUUUUCGGUGAAAACCCUCCCACACGGUUUAAAACUCUGAUUAGAUCUCAACAGCUGCAGCGUCCAGAAGUCCUGGAAGUUGGUUUUGGCAUCGAAUCUGAAAACACGAAAAGCAACUGGACUGAAAGAACUUGUCAGACUUGUUCUUUUUCUCUCCCUCUCUCUGUGAAUACAUCUCUCCCCAUGUGUCUCCCUUCACCCCCCCCCCCCCCCAAAAAAAAAAUGACCAGAGCAGCUCCAGCGUUUCUGCUUCUGUUCAUUUUAUCUUUUUGGUUUUUUUGUUUUGUUUUUUUUAAAGAUCUUUUUGUUUCAUUAGGUUCACGGUAUUCUUACGUAGGCGUCGGAAUCUGUUUUUAGUGCUUUCUGAAUGUUCUGUCAGUUCUUCUUCUGGUUCUUUUUUGGCUGCAGGAGGAUUUAAAAAAAACUACAAAGUGUAAACUGUCAAUAAAACUG